GUAGGUUGCUGGCCUCUUUGCUUCAUGGGCUGGAGUUUCACAUGGACGCCUCAGAGGACAGCACUUUUCUACAGGAGAUGCUCAUGGGCAAUACUCUGCAUCUGCUUAUUAAGGUCUAUGACAGGCUCCAGAAGUACAGGGCCCAGCGGCCUGCUCCGCUGCUGGAUAGCACACAGGGCCUGGCUCAGGACUUGGCGGAAGAGCUGCGUGGUGUUGUCACCAGCCCAGAGACAACAGAGCUGUUACACUUGCUCUCCAAACCUCAUGUACAGGCUUUUCUCUCAGUGCAUGACAUGGUGGCCCAGAAAGAGUUUGACCCUCGGUUGCCUCCUCUGCCUGAUAACGAUGAGAAAGAGGAAGAUUCGAUCAAGAUUGUUUGCCUGAUGAAAAACCAGGAGCCACUGGGAGCCACCAUAAAGAGAGACGAGUCCACUGGUGCUAUAGUUGUAGCUCGGGUCCUGAGAGGAGGAGCUGCUGAUCGGAGUGGUCUAAUUCAUGAAGGUGACAAACUCAAGGAAGUCAAUGGAGUUCCAGUGGAGGACAAGAACCCAGAGGAGAUCAUUCCCAUACUAGCCCAUUCAGAAGGAGCAGUGACCUUCAAAGUCAUCCCAGGCACAAAAGAAGAGCCGGAUACCAUAGAAACCAAGAUCUUUGUGAGGGCACUUUUUGACUAUGAUCCCCAAGCAGAUCCCGCUAUUCCAUGCAAAGACGCCGGGUUGGAAUUCUGGAGAGGAGAUGUGUUGCAGAUUGUAAGCCAAGAAGAUGACACCUGGUGGCAGGCCAGACGGCACGGUGACGCCAACCUCAGGGCUGGAUUGAUUCCCUCAAGACAGCUUCAGGAAAGGAGAAUUACUUUACAGAGGCCUGAAGUUCUGUUUCACCCACCCAGAGUGUCGAAGGAAUUCGGCGCUGGGUUAAGGAGAAGUUUCCGGCUGAGCCGGAAGGACAACAAUAGUCAACAGAUGAGGCAGAAGAUGGGUAAAGGACAUGCCAUUAUCCAUUUACCAAUAUAUCAGGAGGUUCUGCCUCACCGGAGAAACCCUGAAGAGCCGUACCGCCUUGUGAUUCUAACUGGGCCUGUUGGAGUUGGUGUGAACGAGUUAAAGAGAAGACUUCUCCUCUCUGACCCAGAACACUUCAGUGUAACUGUGCCAUAUACCACUCGGGAGCAGAAAAAGCAAGAGAGAGAAGGGGUGGAGUACCAUUUUGUCUCCAAACACACUUUUGAAAAAGAUAUCCUCAACCACAAAUUUUUGGAGUAUGGUGAACAUAAAGGGAACUACUACGGUACGAGUCUGGAUUCGGUGCGCAGGGUCAUAGCGGAGAGCAAGGUGUGCCUGUUGGAUGUGGAACCACACACCAUAGCAGCCUUAUAUUCCUCUGAGUUUAAACCCUAUGUUGUAUUUGUGAAGCCUCCACCAAUCGAGCGCUUGAGACUGAGCCGAAGAAAAGCAAAGGUUCUGGCAAGUCAGAAUGAGCAAACGGUCACAAAAAUCUUUACGGAGGAGGACUUUCAAGACAUGAUUUCCAGUGCCCAAGCCAUGGAGAAUAAAUACGUCCACUUGUUUGAGAAAGUGAUCAUCAAUGACGAUCUGGCCAUGGCAUUCACCGAGCUGAGAGACGAACUCACAAAGAUAGAAACAGAGACUCGCUGGAUCCCAAAUACAUGGGCUCAUGUCUGAGAAACCAAUUCAUGUUCACUGGACCACUUAGACUCAUAAUAACUUUUGACUAUGUUUUGGAGAUUUUCUGCAUAUAAGAAAUAUGGCACACCAUAUUAUUGUAAUUAUACGCUUAUAAGCAGUGUGCGCUGGCCCGUCAUGAAUCAACUCCAUUCAUAACCGCGAAACUCGUGACAAUGCACUGAAGUUGAAACAGUUUUGUUAUCGUUGAGAAACAAGUAAUUGUAAAGAAUUUUUAUCUCCCCCUAAUUCCUACAUAAUGAUAUACAUUAUGCUAUAUUACUGAAUGAUUUCUAUACACAAAUAGCUUUUUGCACUGUUGUGGCUCGUGUUUUAUGUUUUAAUAACUUACAGACGUGGAUUUUCCAUUAAAAAGAUGUGUUCUUAAUUUGGUUUAAGUGAGGUGGAAUAGGACUACAGUUUCUUUUAUUUUCGUAACUUGUGACUACAAGAUUGAACUCUGGAUUAGACCUCUGAAACACAUCCAGGUAGCUCUUGUAACAAACAGUUCCAAUCCAAAUUUAGAUUUGUUCCUGACAUUGAACUCAGCAGUGAUUUAAAUGCCUUGGCGUUGU
Messenger RNA from Rhinichthys klamathensis goyatoka, 2257 nucleotides. It is a transcript of the gene mpp7b, whose product is annotated as MAGUK p55 scaffold protein 7b. Gene Ontology annotation, molecular function: protein binding. Bases 42 to 1682 code for a protein of 546 amino acids. Gene Ontology annotation, biological process: protein localization to adherens junction. The transcript is spliced from 15 exons. NCBI's taxonomy places the organism in Eukaryota, Metazoa, Chordata, Actinopteri, Cypriniformes, Leuciscidae. The record is from RefSeq and is a predicted model, not a curated record. Gene Ontology annotation, cellular component: cell-cell junction; plasma membrane.